Trichomonas vaginalis G3 is the source of this 1215-nucleotide messenger RNA. Its product is annotated as protein serine/threonine kinase protein. Bases 1 to 1215 code for a protein of 404 amino acids. Gene Ontology annotation, biological process: protein phosphorylation. The record is from RefSeq and is a predicted model, not a curated record. Gene Ontology annotation, molecular function: protein kinase activity; ATP binding. The transcript has a single exon. NCBI's taxonomy places the organism in Eukaryota, Parabasalia, Trichomonadida, Trichomonadidae.
AUGCUUGAAAAUGAGUUCAAAGAAAUCUCCAUGAUAAGAUGGUUUCCAGAAUCGACAGUUUAUCUUUGUCUCCACAAGAAAACUGGAGUUCAUGUUAACAUAGAAAAGAUUCCACAUGAUCAUGUAUUAACUAUAGAAGAAGAGCAUAAAUUAUCAGAUGAAAUCGGAAGAAGAAAAGUAUUAUCCAAUCUAAGCACAUUUCAACGAACAUUAGAUAUCAUUAGAAAAAAAGAAUAUACUUGGAUUAUUUCCGAAAAUGUUGGCGGAAACAACCUUUACGAUAUGAUUGCAAAUGGUCCACUACCAAUGGAGCAAGCUCGAUAUCUAUUUUUCCUUUUAACUUAUACAGUUUUAGAAUUACAAGGUAGAAAUUACGCAAUUUUAGACUGGGAUCCAGAAAAUUUUUACUUUUUCACCACAAUGUUUAAAUUUACUAACUAUAGAGGUAUUCUUACUACGGGAACAUACGAAAAUAAAGAUUCAUUAAUGUGGAUUGGCGAUCCAAGAUGGAUGUCACCAGAGAGUCUUGGCGUAGGAGAAUAUGAUAUAGUCACAUCUAAUAUAUUUUGCCUCGGUCUUUACUUAUAUGCAUUUUUAACUGGAAAAUUAUUUCCAACAAUGCAUAAUAAAGGUGAUAUGAGAGUAAAUUAUUCAAAACCAGACUUAUCAUCGAUAGAAGGCACUAUUGAUAAAAAUGCUUUUGCAUUACUUAAGACAUUACUUGGAAAACCUGAUGAAAGGCCUUCUCUUAGAGCAAUCCUUAAUCAUCAGUUUCUGAAACCACAUGUGCCAUUCCCACACUAUCAUCCGCCUCUUGUUCUUGAAGAUAAUGUCAAAGAAUGGAUUACAUUUUUGAAACAUGACCCAAAUAUUUGCCUUGCAGAGUUGAAAGACUUGAAUGUAUCUGAAAAUACUCUUAUAAUCAACCUCUCAAUAACUGCCGCAGCUAAAGGAUACAAACCUCAAUCAAUGUCAAUUAAAAACAAAAUUAAUAUACAUAAGUAUGUAAAGUCGGACUUUAUAUUACUUCCAGAAAAAUUAAACAUUGAUUUGGAGAUGCCACCACCUCCAGAAAAGCCGAAAAAGGAGAAAAAGAAAGAUGAUACAAAAGAACUUGAUAAACUCAUGGACUUUUGUAGGAAGAGGUUAGAAGAAAGAGGUGUUAGAGUUCAGACAAUUAUUCAAACCCCAAGACCAAAAACAACUUUAAUUUAA